Molecule: messenger RNA, 1942 nt
Organism: Dinoponera quadriceps
Lineage: Eukaryota; Metazoa; Arthropoda; Insecta; Hymenoptera; Formicidae
Product: kynurenine/alpha-aminoadipate aminotransferase, mitochondrial-like
Exons: 8
Coding region: 107-1360 (417 amino acids)
Biological process (GO): biosynthetic process
Molecular function (GO): L-kynurenine:2-oxoglutarate transaminase activity; pyridoxal phosphate binding
Source: RefSeq, a predicted model, not a curated record
ACAACAUCCAUGAUUAAUUCUGACUACUCGCGGAAUAACAGUCAUAGAUAAAAGAGCUCUCAGAAGAAGAGCAAGCAGUGUCGUGACAGUAUUACUAUAUGCGAUCAUGGAUUAUACCAAGUUCUUCGCGAAAGUUACGAGCAGGAGGAGAUCGAAUUUCAUCAGAAAGAUAUUCGAAGUGCAAUCAUUGGUGAAGGAUCCCAUAAUCUUAGCCGGUGGUCUGCCAAACACGGCCACAUUUCCUAUCAAAGAUUUAUCUGUGACGUAUGAAGAUGGUAUCUCGUUGAAUCUUACCAAGUCAGAAUUGGACACAGCAUUGCAAUAUAUGCCUUCGCAGGGUUAUAAGCCAUUAUUGGAAAAGUGGCGCGAGUUCCAGAAAACAUGGCAUACACCGCAGCGAAAAGAUUGGGACGUCGCGUUCACCAGCGGUGCUAUGGACGCUUGCAGUAAAGUCUUCGAGAUGAUUAUCGACGAAGAUGAACCGAUUAUGCUACAAAUACCAACAUACGUUGGGAUAACUGGAGCGCUACGAUCGUUGCAACCGGACAUUAUAGAGAUCUCUCAAGAUGCCGAUGGAAUAAUUCCCGAGCAAAUCGUUAAAGAAUGCGAGCAGCGACGUAUGAAUAAUAAACAGAUGCCAAAAUUACUUUACGUUAAUCCAACGGGGGCGAAUCCGACAGGCACCAUUUUAUCGGAGAACCGGCGAAGGAAAAUAUACGAAUUGGCGCAGAAAUACAAUUUCCUGAUAGUCGAGGACGAUCCCUAUUGCUUCGUUCACUUCUUGAAUAAGCAGCCCACCUCGUUCUUUUCCCUCGACACUGACGGUCGCGUAAUCCGAUUGGACACGUUCAGCAAAUUUAUUAGCUCCGGUCUUCGUAUGGGUAUCGUGACCGCGCAUAAAAACAUCGUGGACAAGAUUGUCAUUCAUAUGGAAAAUUCUUCCCUGCACUCGCCGGCUAUAUCCCAAGUAUUAAUUUAUAAACUAUUCGAGAUUUGGGAACCGCACAGAUUCGAGGAACAUUUCAAGAACAUCCAAAGAUUCUACCGCGAACGACGUGAUGCGAUGCUGGCAUCGGCUAAGAAAUACCUCACUGGUCUGGCAGAAUGGAAUGUACCGCAAGGUGGAAUGUUUCUUUGGUUAAAAAUAACGGCAACGGAUAACACAAUGGAUUUAGUCACGAAUAAGUGCUUACUUAACGGUGUUUUUGUUCUUCCUGGAAACAUUUUCUAUUAUGAUACUGAAAAACUCACUAGUUAUUUAAGAUUAAGCUAUAGUUAUGCGUCCAGCGAAGAAAUGGACAAGGGACUAUCUAUAAUGGCCGAUAUAAUACGCGAAGAAAUAGCGAAGAAAGUGAAGUGAAGUGGGGUGAAACUUAACUCUUCGAAUACCAUGCCAUCACCACAGCGGCUUCUUUUUAAAAGAUUUUCUGGGACAACUGGCUAAUUGUAGUGGCCUUUCCUUAAGCGAUUUUCCGGGGCGAUACUUUUACAGCGAUUCUUACGAUUACAGCGAUUCUUUUCUUUAUCUCACGUUCAAAGCCGCUAGAUAUCUUGCCAAGAAAUGUCAGAGAAACAUGUAUUCAAUUACUUUAUCUGCACGUGUGGCAUUGAAAGAUUUGUAGAAGGCACAUAUAUUACACAUAUAAUCGCCGAAAAUUUACACUCGAGAAACACUACAAUCUCGCGAUGGUGCAUUGAUAACUUUAAAAAAAUUUUAUCACUCGCACAUUAGCUACUGCUUUAUAUUAUAUCAUAUUAACAUAGAUUCAACGAAUUGCAUAGUACAAAACAAUGAAAAGGUCGCGACACUCAUUCAUCGCGUUGCACGGCGAAGCAGCGCGUACAGCAAUAUAGCUUUUCGUACAGUUCUGUGGUAACCAGAGGAUUAAUUAUACAAGGCAAUUGUUAUUAUAUAUAUACAUACAUAUUAUAUGUGAGAGAA